This is a messenger RNA of Aspergillus wentii DTO 134E9, 1809 nucleotides long. Its product is annotated as ferric reductase family protein. Gene Ontology annotation, biological process: iron ion transport; copper ion import; intracellular iron ion homeostasis. NCBI's taxonomy places the organism in Eukaryota, Fungi, Ascomycota, Eurotiomycetes, Eurotiales, Aspergillaceae. The transcript is spliced from 6 exons. The record is from RefSeq and is a predicted model, not a curated record. Gene Ontology annotation, molecular function: ferric-chelate reductase activity. Gene Ontology annotation, cellular component: plasma membrane. Bases 1 to 1809 code for a protein of 602 amino acids.
AUGGGGGUGGAACAAGCGUAUGAGGGAUCCGGGUAUCCCCCGAUGAACCCAGCACUGGCAGCGCCUCUGCUUGUUCUGGGAGGGGCGAUUCUCGUGAUGUUUCUAUGCCGCAGCUACAUCCGACUUCGACAUCGGCAACGGCUUCGACAAAUCCUACAGAAAGACGACCAGAGAAAAUUCGCAAAGACCAGCUCUUUCAACGCCAAGCUGAAGAAACAUGUUUUGUAUGCGCCGCUGGGUUCCGUCCGCCAUAGUCGUGAGUUUCAACUCAUGGGAAAGCUUCACAUGGGAACGAUUCCUCUACGGCUAGAGACUGCGUUGUUACUCGGGUACAUUGCGCUGAACGUUAUAUUUUUCUUUGUGCUGGUCGACUGGUGGGCGGAAUUCGGAGAGAAGAUGUAUCAGCUCAAGUAUGCAGCAGGCCACUUGGCUGUGAUGAACUCACCAGGGCUGGUGCUAACAGGAGGUCGAAAUAACCCUCUCAUUCCAUUGCUCGGAAUCCCAUUUGAUACGUUUAAUCUGUUUCACCGUUGGGUUGGGAGAUUGAUCGCAGUGGGAGGCGUCCUUCAUAUGAGUUUUGUGCUGGUAGGCAAAGUUCACCAUGCGGGUUAUGAUGAAAUAACAAAGGUUAUCUGGCAUAUGCCAUUUUAUCAGUAUGGUUUGGUGGCGCUCAUCGGAUUCUUGCUCAUAUUCUUCCAAGCCAUGUCACCAAUCCGACACGCAUUCUACGAAGCCUUUCUCCAUCUCCAUAUUCUUCUGGCGGUUAUGUCUUUCGUCGCACUGUGGUAUCAUCUCAAGGGUCUCACGCAGCAACGCGUGCUUCUCGUGACGUUGGUUUUAUGGGGUCUUGAUAGAGUUGCACGAUUUGGAAGUCUCAUCUGGCGAAAUUGUGGCAAGAAACGCACGACAGCCACCGUCGAACUACUUCCCGGAACCGUUGCUCGCGUCGAUGUUGCGGUUGCACGGUCCUGGAAGUUCAAGCCCGGGCAGUACCUUUAUCUAUACAUGCCUUCUCUGGGACUGUGGACCUCACAUCCAUUCUCGGUGGCAUGGACAUCGUCACAAACAGCGGAUGUGGACGAGAAACGCAACUCGAAUGAGUCGUUUAAUACCCUCCUUGAAGGGCAACAGCGAAUAACGAUGUCGUUUCUUAUCAAAGGACGAGACGGAUUUACGAAUAAGCUACUUAACAAAGUCCAGAAAUCCGAAGAUGGAAAGCUCAGCGUAACUGCAUUAGCUGAGGGACCAUUUGGCGGUAUUCAUUCGUUUGAUUCUUAUGGGACUGUUCUGUUGGUUGCUGGGGGAAUUGGCAUCACACAUCCGAUGUCGUAUUUGCAUCAGUUUGUCAGUGGAUUUAGUGCCCGGUCGAUUGCAACUCGGAAAGUCAGCCUGAUUUGGGUUGUUCGUAGCAUUGAUCAUCUCACAUGGAUUCAAUCCUGGAUGGCGUCCAUCCUGAGCCACCCGGCAUUAAAUGUCCCCAAUGAACACAAACAACACUCCUAUUUCCAAUUCCCAGACUUUUCGCUAUCCAUUCAGAUCUACCUCACCAACACCGAGUACAGUAACGACGAGUACAUCACCGCCGAAAGCCCCUGGGCCCAUACCGCCCCGCCCAGCGUCCCUGUCAGCAUCAACUGGGGCAAACCGUGCCUGCGACAGAUCCUGGAAAACGAAAAGACACAACAAGUAGGCGCCAUGGCAGUAAGUGUCUGUGGGCCGGGAGGACUAGGUGAUGAUGUGAGAAAGGCUGUUCGGGAUAGUCAGGGAGAGAAGACUAUUGAUCUUUACGAGGAAUCAUUUUCGUGGUAA